This is a messenger RNA of Diversispora eburnea, 1566 nucleotides long. The record is from the annotation of a GenBank genome assembly. Lineage: Eukaryota; Fungi; Glomeromycota; Glomeromycetes; Diversisporales; Diversisporaceae.
AUGUCUAAGAUUAUUACUAUUGAAGAAGUUGCAAAUCAUAAUGCUGAAAAUUCUAUUUGGAUCAUUGUUCACGAUAAAGUAUUUGAUGUAACAAACUUUUUAAAUGAACAUCCUGGUGGCAAGAAAGUUUUACUUAAAGUCGCUGGCACAGAUGCUACUAAACAGUUUGAUAAUUUUCAUUCGUUAGAUAUUUUAACUAAAUACGCGCCUCAAUUACAAAUUGGUGAAAUUGGCAAUUCUCAAACAGAAAUUAUUAAUGAAUCUCCUUCAGGUGAUGGCCCAUUUGGUGACCUUGUACCGCAUGGCGAUCCUUACUGGUACCAAGACUUUCAGAGUCCAUAUUAUAAUGAAACUCAUCGUCGUGUACGUUCUAUUGUACGUAAGUUUGUGGAAACCGAGAUCAUGCCUUAUGUUUUCGAAUGGGAUGAAGCUAAAAAAAUUCCCAAGGAACUUUUCAUAAAGGCCGCAAAAAUUGGUAUUUUACCUGCUGUUUGUGGUGCACCUUGGCCAACAAAGUAUAGUAAAUAUCCUUCUAUUGGUGGUAUUAAACCAGAAGAAUUCGAUCAUUUUCACGAAUUCAUCGUUACAGAUGAAUUAGCUCGAUGUGGUUCUGGCGGUCUUCUUUGGGGUUUAACUGGUGGUUUGGGAAUUGGUCUUCCACCAAUUAUCAAAUUCGGUAGUGAGGAACUUAAAGCGAGAAUCGCACCAGAAUGUUAUGAGGGCACAAAGUUUAUUUGCCUUGCUAUCACGGAACCUUAUGCUGGAUCUGAUGUUGCUAAUAUUCGAACAGAAGCCAAACUUUCUGAUGAUGGUGAAUAUUAUAUUGUUAAUGGAGAGAAGAAAUGGAUCACAAAUGGUGUCUUUGCUGAUUACUUCACUACUGCUGUUCGAACUGGUGGUCCCGGUAUGGGUGGAGUAUCUCUCCUUUUAAUAGAAAGAUCACGGCCGGGUGUUAAAACCCGUCAAAUGCAAUGUAUGGGGGUAUGGGCCUCGGGUACCGCUUAUGUUACCUUUGAAGAUGUAAAAGUACCCAAAAGCAACAUUAUCGGAAAAGAAAAUGGAGGAUUCAAGUGCAUUAUGCAUAACUUCAACCAUGAGCGUAUGGGAAUUGCUAUUCAAGCAAACCGUUUUGCCCGGGUGUGCUACGAAGAAGCAAUGAAAUAUGCUCAUAAACGCAAGACCUUCGGUCAAAAACUUGUUGAUCAUCCAGUAAUUCGUAACAAACUUGCUCACAUGGCUCGUCAAAUAGAAGCUACUCAUGCUUGGAUGGAAGUGUUAAUUCAUCAAACUAAUCAAAUGACUGGAACUGAAGCCAUGACAAGACUCGGUGGUCCAAUUGCGUUGCUAAAAGCUCAAUGCACACAAACAUUUGAGUUCUGUGCUCGUGAAGCAGCGCAAAUCUUUGGUGGCUUAUCUUAUUCUCGUGGCGGUCAAGGUGAAAAGGUCGAACGCUUAUAUCGUGAAGUACGUGCUUACGCAAUUCCAGGAGGUUCGGAAGAAAUUAUGCUUGAUCUUGGUAUCAGACAAUCUCUGAAAGUUGCACAAUUUUAUGGUGCUAAACUUUAA